This is a messenger RNA of Eleginops maclovinus (Patagonian blennie), 2227 nucleotides long. It is a transcript of the gene rcvrna, whose product is annotated as recoverin a. NCBI's taxonomy places the organism in Eukaryota, Metazoa, Chordata, Actinopteri, Perciformes, Eleginopidae. The coding region runs from base 136 to 747 and encodes 203 amino acids. The record is from RefSeq and is a predicted model, not a curated record. The transcript is spliced from 3 exons. Gene Ontology annotation, molecular function: calcium ion binding.
UAACCAUAAGCCUAUUUGUCACCUAGAGAGGGCUGCCAGAGUGAAUAUGAGGCAGAGUGAUUCGAAAUAAAUGCUGAGAGGUUUUGACCCCAAACAUAGGAAGACAAGAAGAAAUUUGUGAAGACCAUUUGCAGGAUGGGGAAUACUAAGAGCAGCGCGUUGUCAAAAGAGCUCCUGGAGGAACUAAAAUCCAACACGAAAUACUCCGAGACUGAGCUCUCCACCUGGUACCAGACCUUCCUGAAGGAGUGCCCCGGCGGGAAAAUUAGCAAGCAGCAGUUUGAAGGCAUCUAUGCCAGCUUCUUCCCCAAUGCCGACCCAUCGAAAUAUGCACAGCACGUGUUCAGGAGUUUUGAUACCAACGCAGACGGCACUUUGGAUUUUAAAGAGUACAUUGUUGCUCUGCAUCUCACGUCAGGGGGGAAGACUCUGCAGAAGCUGGAAUGGGCCUUUGCACUUUACGACGUUGACGGGAAUGGAAACAUCAGCAAAAGUGAAAUCCUGGAGAUUGUUAAGUCGAUAUUCAACAUGAUUCCUGCUGAUGACCAGAAGGUCCUCCCCGAGGAUGAAAACACACCAGAGAAGAGGGCGGACAAGAUCUGGCAAUUCUUUGGGAAGAAGGAAAACGAUAAAAUCUCAGAAGGAGAAUUCAUUCACGGUGUGAUGGACAACAAGGACAUCUUGCGGUUGAUACAAUAUGAUGAGCCUCAGCAAAUUAAAGACAAGCUGAAGGAGAAAAAGCAAUAAUAUAUAUUGUUUAAUGCCCCCUCAUGUGAUUUUAAGAUUUCUUCCUUUUCUGUUUACAUUUAACAUGAUAUGGCUGCUUGCCCGCUCACACAUCUAUCUCUCCCUCUGCCUCCUUCACUGUUUUGUUUUUUGUUAUUUCAUUAAUUUAUUUGGUCUUAAUGAGCCAAGUAGUAUUUCAUUUCAUAUUUUUUCCCAGUAAGCAAUUACAUAAUUGUAUUUAAUACCAAAUGGCAAUUUAAGCCAUUGGUUUCUAAACUAUGUGCAGUUGAAACUGUGGAUUUGUGAUAAACACACACUCAUUAAUACUGAUACACUCUGUCCUACAAAGCCAAUAUGCAGUAACUUACAAUUAAGAGAUCUUACCAUUGAGUCUAUAAUUUUGGGGGAAACAGCAUUCAAAAACUAAAGAGAGUUACACUUAAUAGACUUAAACUGCUAGCUAGCAAAUGAGCAGUGACUGCUGUCCCUGCAACUCCCUGAUUUACCCACUUAUUCCUGUAUUUGAAAGUUAAUGUAGGUGCGUUAUAUUUUAGAAAAUGAGUUUGUUAUACCACAUCAUUCAAAUACCAGCUAUAUCUGAACUGAACAGUAGUUAAAACGGUAUAACAGUUAUGCUAGUUUGCCACUAAAUGCCACUGCUAGCUAGCGGACUGGUGGUGCAUUCCAUCAGUCAGAAGAAGCUACAUCAAGCCUCUGACUGGUGGAAACUCGUGAUUUCAUGUGGUUAAACUACAUUUUAAAUAACACUUUUGUGUAAAAUUAAACAUUUAAAAGAAAGCAAUGCUGAAAAAAAAACAUUUAAUCAAACACCAAAUAAACUAGUCAAGCUAAACGCUAAUUAGCUAAGCUAGAAGUUAUUGUCACUAUUAAACUACUGGUUAAGCUCAACUAUAGUUAAAUCUCAUUUGUGUUUAUUAAAUAUAAGUUACUUAUUAUUAUUUUAUGUCACUGUAACUGCUCUGCCUUUCAAAGGUAUGGGCCCAUAUAUCCUGAGUUGACCUCCAUGCCAGCCAAUUAACUCUCUCAUGUGUGGCAGUGUACCAGAGCUUGGAUUCAUUCAUUAGUUUGAUAGCAUGAAAGGGGGGCCAGGGGAAGAGCUCCUUAUGAGAGUAAUUAGGCUCAGGUUAACAAUCUGCCUGUGUCAGCUGAUCCUAUUAGGAACUGAAGGUCAGUUGAGACUAAUAACCUCAUUACUCUAAGUGUAUGUAAUGUGGGUGAAGAAUACAUCGCUUGUUAUCAUUUUUAUUUAGUAAUACGUAUUGAAAGAAAAAGGGGAAAAAUGUCAGUGCAAGUGAUUGGCCUAUCACAUAGAUGGAUUAUCAAUGAAGACAAAUUCCACUGCUUUCUUUUAUGAGGUAGUUUAUGUUUCUUUUAGUACAUUUUUUACUGUAAGUGGAGUUUUCUAAUGCUUUGUGUGUAUAUCUGAAGCCUACAAACUGUUGAGUGCAUGUCACUAUUCAAUAAACAUUUGCAAAACUGA